This is a messenger RNA of Phlebotomus papatasi, 1551 nucleotides long. RefSeq names its product CBY1-interacting BAR domain-containing protein 1-B (gene Fam92). The coding region runs from base 112 to 1035 and encodes 307 amino acids. The record is from RefSeq and is a predicted model, not a curated record. Gene Ontology annotation, cellular component: ciliary basal body; ciliary transition zone. Lineage: Eukaryota; Metazoa; Arthropoda; Insecta; Diptera; Psychodidae. Gene Ontology annotation, biological process: cilium assembly. The transcript has a single exon.
AUCAAACUUCCAAGCUGUUCCCUAGGCAACCACUCCAAACACAUCAGUAAACUCAAGAGCCCUCAAUCUGUAAAGUAUUCCUUUCACCAAGAGCCCCAAAAAGUUUGAUCAAUGAGCAGGGGAGACCAUCAGCAAAGAUUCCUUGGGGAGCGUGUUAAUUGCGUUGAGAAGCAAUUCAGUGAAUUAUGUCAAUCUCUCUCAGCGCUGAUGAGAAAAUCCGCCCGACUCCGGGACAAAACGGACGAUUUCGCCCAAGUCCUUCGAGUCCACGGCUCAUCCGAAAAGAUUUGCACCAAAUGGAGUGAGGGCUUUGUCAACCUGUCCAAUGCUCUCACUCUCCUGGCCGAUGCCAGGGACAUGGAAGUGAAGAGGCUGGAGAGAAAGCUAAUCCCGGACAUUGUACAGUACGAUGCCAUUUGUCGAACUGUUAGAGAUGAGAUCAAAGUGGCAGGUUCCCUGCGUCAGAGGACUUUUCAUCAAGAUGCCAAAGUCAAUGAUUUGGGAGAAUUGGCGGAAUCAUUUGAGAAACGUCGCCUCAAUGAUACACGGAGGAUUUUCCUAGAAUUCCUGACCAUCGAACUGGCUAUGCAUGCAAAGUCCAUUGAAGUUCUGAGUGCUGUGUACCAGGACAUAGUUGAGAUCGAUGAUGAGGCGAAUCUCGAGGAGUUCAGGGAUAAAAUGGAAGCUGAGGAAAUUGCAGGACGGGCAUUUUUGCAGAGAAUUCGAUCUCAGUCAAUGGGAGCUCUCAAUUCUGUGGUCUUGCCUCAUGGAAAGCGUCACAGUGCUCCACAGAAUAAAAGUCAACCCACUUUGAUUACUCCUAGGGAAUUGCCUGUGGAAAUUGAGAGUCCUAGGAGUUCGAGAAAGUCAGAAACCCCAAGGAAAGCAGCUUCUUUGGAGCUUCUUCAGAGGUCUGAGUCAAUCUCUGUGACAGAAUCGGAGUCAGGAGCUUCAGAGUUAGAAGAGGAAGUGGCUGAAGAUCCACGAUCGGAGAAAUUUAAGUACAAACUAGCUCAGUUGAUUAGGAAGCCCUAGUUUGAUCAAUAAAUCCUUGAUGGUAUUAGCAAUUUUUUCUGCAUUUUUCCAAUUUUCUUUAACCCUUUAAGGACGACUGGGUCACCCGUGACCCAUAGAGAAAAUAAUUUUUCCUGACUACCUGAAGUUAUUUCUUUCUAAUGUUUGUACAUAAUCACGAAGUAGAAAGAUGUAGGAAUCUAGGAUAUUUUUUGCAAAUCUCCAGCUAUUUGCUAUAUAAAAAAUAUUUGAGCUCAAAAAUAACGAAUUUUCAAAUUUUCACGUUAGUGCUUGAAUUUUAAUAUUUCUAAUUUUUUUUUAAGCAAAAACCUCUUGGGAAUAGAAACUGUAAAAAAUUCAAUGGUGAAAAGGUACACUUUUAAGUUUUCUGAGAAAUUAACAAAUUAAAAUUUGUGAAUAUGAAUGGAUUUUUGCUUUAUUUGGAGCAAAAUUAACUAAAUAAUGAAACUGUGGUAUAGAAAAUAUAUAAAUAUAAUAAUUUAGUACUGUAUUUACCAUGAAAACAGUGACGUUUCC